AUGGAUGACUUGAGCCUCGAGGACAUCGUACGGAAGCUUUCUGACCUCGAAGUGGCUCUAUACCUGUGUCUUGUCGCGCGUGAACAUUGCUUGAUUGAAACCACCAGAGAUGGUGUUCACGAUCUUGCCAAAGAGCUAGCAUUAAUAUGCUCAAAUACCUUUGACUUGUCUUAUUCCAUCCUGGAUUGUUCUGCGACAACAUCUAUUGGAGACAUUCAGCAUGAGAUCCUCACGGCAGACGCUCGUAAAAGUCAAGAGCGUCCAUCUUAUUUUCGCUUGAAGACUGAGUCGUCCAGCAAUCUUUCAUUAGGAAUGACUCCUAGAGAUCGCAGCAAGUCCCCAAUCCCGAGCCCGCUUCCCACGGACAUAAAUGCGGUCAACGUUGUUAUUGCCAAGGAUUUUAACCUGGUUGACGAUGAUGUUCAAGGCCAGGUUUUGCAGUUAAUGCGAACCAAGAAGUUGGUGACUGAAAGUGGCUUUUUGAAUGCCCCCGGAGACUUUCUCUUCAUUGCACUCGUGACGAAAGAAUCUGAUCAGCUUCGACCACCAUUGAAACUACAUUUGAAUGAACAAUUACUGAUUUCCCACUAUCAUGACCCCUCGGGUGGCUACUUAUAUCUUGAGGAGAAUGAAUACUUCUCAGAUAGCCAAUUAUCUGCGUGUUCUGUCAUUCACACACCGAAGACCUUUGAAAAGAAUAGGGCCAAAAUCGACCAUCUGGCAAUAAACAAACUCCGGGAGGCGAGUAGCUCUGUCACAACCAGUGCGGAGGUGGUUCGGUAUAUUCAGGACAUUGUUGUCUUCUUACGGCUCAGUCGCGCAGUUGCUGGGGGGGGUUUCUGCGAAGGCGAAGAACGAUUUCGCUCGAUUUUCCAAGUAAGUUUUGAUCAACGCUGCAGAUACCUUGCACCGCUCCACGGUAUCGACUACCUCACACCAUCGAUUGUAGCUCUGGCUGCAAGAAAAGUCUUCCGCCAUCGCAUCAUCGUUGCGAAUCCCGAAGACGAUCGAAGUCUACAGUACGGGAGUGGUCUUAGGGCUGUCUCCUCAAUUCUGAUUGACGUUACGCCCGACUCGAUAUUAGAUGGGGUUCUGGCACUGGAACCUCCAAUAUGA
Molecule: messenger RNA, 1116 nt
Organism: Penicillium maclennaniae
Lineage: Eukaryota; Fungi; Ascomycota; Eurotiomycetes; Eurotiales; Aspergillaceae
Exons: 7
Coding region: 1-1116 (371 amino acids)
Source: RefSeq, a predicted model, not a curated record